AAUAUGGGAGGUGCAGUCGCGACGAGUGAAUUACAGUAGUCGGCGAAAGAUUAUUUGAACACAAGCCAACAUAUCAUACUGUGUUUUUUCGGCUGGAUUAGAUUAGAAAGACUUUAAAUACACUCUCCUUUUGCUCCCUUUCGAAAAUCAUCCAUAACCGGCAACAGUUUUGCCCUCGGCAGAGCAAGUUGUGCGUCUAUUUUUGUCCCGUGCCCAGUUCGUAUGACGCUUUUAUUGCCACAAAGACUUGAAUAAUGUCAACAACAUCGCUGGAUAAAGAGCUACAGGAGCGUCUGAGAGAGGCCAGUGCCAUCGGAGACAUUGACGAAGUGAAGACUUUAGUGGACAGCGGAGUGAACGUCAACUCGCAGAAUGAGAUUAACGGAUGGACAUGUUUGCAUUGGGCCUGUAAAAGAAACCACAAACACAUAGUGGCCUAUCUUUUGAAUGCUGGAGCCGACAAAGACAUUCUAACUGCGAAAGAGGAGUUAGCUGUUCAACUUACAUCCAAGCCUGAAAUCAGAAAACUACUUGGAGUGGAAGAAGAGGACGUGCCUGAGGUUAAGGAGCCAGAGCUGCCGAUCAUUCCAAACUAUCUUUCCAACCCGCCCUUCCUGUACAGCAAGAUGGAAAAAGAUAAUCUUAGCAUAACACCGCAUGCGUCACAAAAUGGCACCAACAAUCACUCUGAGCCUCUGGUGUCUGAACCAGCUACUUUGUCCCCAACACAAGAGCAGCAACUUCCUCCUCAACAUCAACAGCCCAAGAGUCAUUACCCAGACACCCAGAGCCAGCAAGACUUGCCCUACAUCCCUGUUGUGGAGCAGAAUGGUGUGGUACCAAACCCGGUGGUCAACGGCACCCUGCCCAUGGAGUUCUCCACAGAGACUCAUCACACCAAUCACCACGAGUUUUCUCACCCUCAGACUAUAGCACAGAAUGGCCCGGUGUGCCCCACACUUCCUUCUCCCAAUGGGACCACCGGACAGCCGCAAGUUCCCAAUGCAACCGUCACCCGCCAGCAGUCAAUCUCCCAGCAGAUCAACUGCUCCCAGCUCGGUGGCUCUAUGCCUGCUUUCCAACCAUUCUUUUUCACCAGCACUUUUCCAGUUAAUGUACAAGAGCUAGUCUUGAAAGUGCGGAUCCAGAACACUAACGUGAGAGAGAACGACUUCAUCGAGGUGGAGUUGGACAGGCAGGAUCUGACGUAUCGCGCUCUCCUCCGCGUCUGCUGCCGCGAGCUAGACAUCAGCGCUGAACACGUGGAAAAGAUACGCAAGCUGCCCAACACCAUGCUCAGAAAGGAUAAAGAUGUGGCACGGCUUCAGGACUUUCAGGAGUUGGAGGUGGUGCUAGAGAAAACAGAAGGUUUGUCACUGUUCUCCGGGGGUCAGGGAGGACUAACCGAUCGGCCCUGCUACAACAUGAAGGCUUCUAGGCUCACCUACUAGCUUCACAUUAGUGCCAGCAUUGGGCAAACUUACUGGCUAUCUGGGACAGUCUGUUACUCAUGUUGGAUCCCAAACCUACAGUACCUAAUAGCAUAUUAGCCUUAUUCCUCCUCUUCUAGUUUACAUAUUCCCCUUACUCGUUAACAGCUCUUUAGUGCCUCCUCCAAUGUAACAAUAGACAUCUUGUUUUUCAGUCUUAUCAGACUUUGCCACGUUCAACUCUUGAGAGGAAGGGUUAUUUUCCAUUGUACACGAGAGAACCUCCUCCAUUCGCUUGAAUUUGAUUAUUUAAAUCCAUGCAGCUCAUGAUUGGACAUGGGGACAUUUUAAAAUCCACCAAUUUGCAUAGUAUCUUUCCAUAGCGCUUGUUCAAAUCUGUCUCACUGCCUUACCUUCAUGUCGGGUCACUGUGUGAGUGUAGGUGCGUUCGGUCACCUGAUUGGUUGAUCGUACACCAAGCCCAAAAUGCACAAUACUGUCUUAUUUUAAGAGAGUGAUUCAAAAUGCUAGCAAAGCAUGCAUACAAUCAUUUCAAUUUAUAAAACACUCUUCAACUUGUUUAGUGGGUUUCAUGCCAUGCCUAAUUGAGUUAUAUUUCUUAUAAAUGCAGGCAUGCUUCAAAAUGAAGACAUACUGUAUUUUGUUGCCAGACAACUAUCUGCGCACUUUAAAAAAAAUAUAUAUUAAUAAUUAUUUAACAAAUUUGAAUUUCAGUGCUGUAUUUCAAAAGCUGUUUUAUCAGUCAUUGUAAGCCAAAUAGUUAGUUCUAUAUACUAAAGCAUGGACUGUUGGGAAUAGACUGUAUGGUCUUGUAUGAAGGCAAAAUGCCCCUUGUUUCUAUUGAGCUAAAUACUGCAGGAAAAGAUGUUAUAUUCCCCAUAGGAGGUGUUUAAUUGGCGAUAUUUAACCACAAAGAGCUUCUAUUGAUUCUCAUAUUGACCUUCCUUGAGAAGGUUUGGUUGUUUGAAUUUAAUUUAAGAUGCUUAAUACUGAGAUUUGAAAAGCAGGAUCUGUAUUCAAGUUAUUGCAGUAAUAGUAGUGCCAUUUUACGAAAUGUAACAAAUGUGGAUCGCAGAUUGGAGAUGCAUAAACACUACGUGGUUGUAAAUUAGCAUUUUGGCUCAAUAGAGGUGUUGCUGUGAAAACAAUACUCUGAAGUCAUAAUUUCUAAAGAUUUGUCGACUAAGAAAUAGUUUUUAGUUUUGUCGGAUGGUCUAACCUGAGUACACCAUCAUUAAACCUUUGCUAACCAUGCUAUUAUUGUUCAAACAUAACAUUAACCUCUUGAAAAUACAUUGCUAAAUUAUUUACUAUUUUUAAAUGUGCAAUUUUUUAGUAUGAUAUAAUACUAGAAUUUAAGGAUUAAAAGAAGUAUUGUACACUUCAGCUGAAAUGAAACAAUCUCUUUUAUUAUUGUUUUUGUUUUGUUUUAAUUCUAAAAAGGUAAGAAAUGCACAGUGAAGGAAAAAUGAUUGGUUCUAGAAUUUCUUUUGGUUUUCUAAUUUAUAAUGUGGGUUUUUUGACUUUCGAAGGAGGCUGGUUUAAAGUGCUGGGGUUAGUUUACGAGUUAACAAAGCUUUUAUCCAUGUUUUAAUUAGUCAUGUCAUUGAGAUCAAAUUUGACUUAACCUAUGCAUUAAAAGAGUGAUAUUUGACAUGUCCCAUGUACUUUAAUACAGCAAUAGUCUUUGUUUAUCUGGUGUUUGCAAAAAAAUCAUGUAUUACUAUUUUGAUUAAACAUGGGAUAAUGUUCAGAGCUUUCUGAGUUCAACAGCAUAUGGAAAGACAUUGCUUGUGGGAAAACACAAAUUAAGUGCACCAUGCCAUUGCAAAACCUCACCAAUAGAGGACAGUCUUGGUUAGGGAUGAGACCACAGACAGCACUGAUGCUCUCUGUAUGAAUAAGGAAGUAUGUCCAUUACACUCAGUAGUCCUAUGCUGGAGCUUCUGCAGGGUCCAGACAGCUCUUCAGAGUAACUGACCCAGACUACGGUGCUGUAAAAAGUAUUUGCCCUCAUCCUGAUUUCUUCUGUUUUUGUGUAUUAUCACAUAGUAAAUUGUUUCAAAAAUUAAAACAAAAUCUAACAUAAAGUAAAGGCAAUCUGAAUAAACAAAAUACAGUUUUUAAAUGAUAAUGUUAUUUAUUGAAUCAAAAAUGUUUCCAAUACCAACUAUAUUAUAAUGGGGUUCAGCUUGAUUAGACACACACACAGGCCUGAUUACUGCAUCCCUGUUCAAUCAAAGCAGCACCUGAAUAGACCUUUUCCAGCAGCAUGAAGUUGGCUGAAAGGUCUCCACCAGUAGCACACUAUGGCGAGGUCGAAAGAAAUUCCAGAAAUGAUGAGGAAAAAGGUGAUUGAAAUACAUCAGUCUGGGAUGGGUUACAAGGCUUUCAAAGAACCACAGUGAGAGCCUUUAUCUCCAAAUGGAGAAAACUUGGCACAGUUGUGAACCAACCGGAAGUGGCCGACUUUCCAAAAUUCCUUCAAGAGCACAGCUAUGACUCAUCCAGGAAGUCACAAAAAGCAAAGGACAACAUCUAAGGAACUACUGGACUUUCUCGCAUCAAUAAAGAAAGGUUCAUGACUCCACUAUCAGAAAGACAUCCAUCGUCGGGGCGAAAACCACUGCUAACCCAGAAGAACAUUGAGACUUGACUAAAGUUUGCCAAAACACACCUUGAUUGUCCUCAAGUCUUUUGGGAGAAUGUUCUGUGAACUGAUGAGUCGAAAGUGGACCUGUAUGGAAGACAGUGAUCCCGUUACCUAUCAAACACAGAAUUCCACAAAAAGAACAUCAUACCUACGGUCAAGCACGGUUAGUGUGAUGCUGUCGGGAUGCUUUGCUGCUUCAGGGCCAGGGCGACUUGCAAUAAUUGAGGGAAACAUGAAAAUACUAACUGAAAAUCCUAAAGGAGCACGUCCGGUCUUCAGUCCGUGAGUUGAAGCUCAAGCGCAACUGGAUUAUGCAGCCAGACAAUUAUACAAAGCAUAGGAGUAAGUCCACCUCUGAAAGGCUCAAAAGAAGCUAAAUUAAAGUUUUGGAGUGGCCUAGUCAAAGUCCUGACUUGAACCCGAUUGAGAUGCUGUGGCAGGACCUUAAACCGGCAGUUCAUGCUCGUAUACCCUCCAAUGUGACUGAACUAAAGCAGUUCUGCAAAGAAGAGUGGGCCAAAACUCCACCACAGUGUUGUGAACGACUGAUCUCCAGUUAUCGGAAGCGUUUGGUUGCAGUUGUUGCUGCUAAAGGUGGCACAACCAGCUAUUAAGUUUAAAGGGGCAGUUAGUUAUUCACAUGGGUGAUAUAGGUGUUUGAUACCUUAAUUAUUAAACAUGUGUAUAUAUUUGAAAACUGUACUUUGUGAUUGCUCAGGUUGCCUUUAUUUUUAGUAAUAUCUCGUUUGAAGAUCUAAAACAAUUUAGUAUGAAAAAUACACAAAAACAGAAGAAAUCAGGAAAAUUAUUUUGAACCUGAUUUGAAACCAAAUAAUUUUUCACAUCACAAUAGCAUUUCAAAAACAUGUUUUAAACAUCUCUUUUAUAGAAGAAUGACUUAAUAUCCAUUUACAUGUUUUUAGAACAUUCUUUAAGUUAUUCAUAAAGAAUCUUAUUUCACAGCCAUUGAGACCAGUAUAGAGGGGAACGCUGAUCCGAGAUCAGCUUCUGUGGUCUUGCUCAAAAAGUGAGGACAUAUGUUAGGGAACAGGAGGAAUAAAUAAUAUGAUCUGUCGGCAUAGAUGCACCUCUUUGUUUUAUUAAAAUAAAUGAAACAAUGUAAGGUGGAUUCCGUCAAUGAAAGUUUAAUCUUGCAGUUGUCACGUUGGCCAGUUUUACAUUUUCCAAUAAUAAUUCUGACAUAAAUUUCAAAUAUAAAAUUUUAAUUGAGCAAACUAUAUUUUAUGUAUACAAACAUUCACUGUCACAAACACUAGGUUAAGAUUUCAUGUAGUCUUAAGUGAGUGUUGGCCUUCUUUAAAGAAAUGUUCUGGGUUCAAUACAAGUAAAGCUGAAUCAAUGACAUUUGUGGCAUAAUGUUGAUUACCACAAAAUAGCAUUCCAACUUGUCACUCGUUUAUUUAAAAAAAAAAGAAGAAGCAAAAAUCGCAGUUUUAUUUAGGCACUUACAAUGGAAGUGAAUGGGGCCAGUCCAUAAAUGCUCAAAUACACACUGUUUCAAAAGUAUAGCCACAAUCUGAGCUCAGUCGACAACAUUUGUGGCAUAAUGUUGAUUACCACAAAAAAAUUAUUUUGAUUCGUCUCUACUUUUCUUAAAAAAAAAAAGCAAAAAUCAAGGUUACUAUGAGGCACUUGCAAGUGAAGUGAAUGGGGCCAAUUUUGGAUGGUUUAAAGGCAGAAAGGGGUAGUGGGCUAAAGCACAUAACUGUUAAUCAGAAGGCUGCUGGUUCGAACCCCACAGCCACCACCAUUGUGUCCUUGAGCAAGGCACUUAAAUCCAGGUUGCUCUGGGGGGAUUGUCCCUGUAAUAAGUGCACUGCAAGUCGCUUUGGAUAAAAAGCAUAAAUAUAAAGCUUACUAUUUUACAAAAGCACUUAAAUCAAUUCUUGUGGAUUAUUUAAGCUGUAAAGUUCAUAGUUUUUUACUUGUUCAAUCAUCAUGGCAACAAAGUUGUAAAAUUGGUUAUAACUUUAAACCAGAAAAGGUUAGUGAGUGAUUUUACAUCACAAGACAAUUUAUGUCAUAUUGUUUAUGUCUUGUGGCUAACAGUGAGUAUUUUAAAAUCUACGGAUUGGCCCCAUUCACUUUCAUUAUAAGUACGUCAUUGUAACCGAGAUAUUUUAAAUGUAUUUUUUCCAUAAGGCAAGACUAAAUACAUUUUUGUGGUAAUCAACAUUAUGCCACAAAUGCUGUUGAUUGAGCUGUACUUGUAUUGAACCCGGAAUAUUCCUUUAACACGUAUAUUGUUUCUGUCAUGUGUCUA
Xyrauchen texanus (razorback sucker) is the source of this 6388-nucleotide messenger RNA. Its product is annotated as ankyrin repeat domain-containing protein 40-like. Lineage: Eukaryota; Metazoa; Chordata; Actinopteri; Cypriniformes; Catostomidae. Gene Ontology annotation, molecular function: protein binding. The record is from RefSeq and is a predicted model, not a curated record. Bases 255 to 1451 code for a protein of 398 amino acids. The transcript is spliced from 5 exons.